AUGGCAAAUCAGACAAAUGGGACAACUCUGCCUCCCAACUCUACGCUGCCUCCUGAACUAUCUUUUUCUUUAGGAGUAAACGGCACACCUGCAACAACCCCUAUCCUGCUCAAUGGUACAGCUACAUUAGGAGCAGUGACUGAUGAUGCCGGUGUGGAAAGCACCGGAGUAGAUGGCAAUGAGGCCAUCAAUUCGGGAGAAUCUAAUGGAACCCCUGUAUUCCUGCCAGCCCCUUAUCGAAUAUAUGAAAAGGCAGCUGCUACCACUACAAUGUCAGGAAUUCCAAGAUUUGGUCACCCUUCAGACUUUUCCUAUGUUGGCUACCUUGCUUCCAAUACAAACUCAGCCAGUGGAGAGGAUUAUCUUGUGGGCUUUUUAUCUGGAGAACCCUUCACGAACCCACACAUAAACGAUCCUCUGUCAAUCAAAGCCAAAAAGGUUGCAGAUGCUGAUGGAAAAGAAUACCUUGAAGACGAUUCUUGGGUCUGGAAACCCCGCUGUAUCAGAAUUACAUUUUUCUUUUGUGGGUUGAUUCAGAUAAUUUUUGCUAUCCUCCUGGUCACCAAAGGAGUGGAAAAUUUUCAGCAAACCACGGAUACAAUCCAAAUCUCCACAGAGUCAAUGCGGCUGUAUGUGAAAGAAGCAGUAGAUGUCUCCCUUAACCUCAAGCAAGAAGGAGACACGGGCUGGAUCUUGCGUGAUCAGGUUAUUCUUAAUUUGGAUAGGGAGAACUUUUGCCCUGGCAACCCACUCCUCAACCAAACAGAACAAGGACAGAAGAUUCUCUUAGGCACAGAGCAAGUUCUCCAGAUGCUGAAUGAACUGGGUGAUUUUAUUUCCUUUAAUGUGGCUACGCUUGAGACAAGUUUGGAGGUUACCCAAGAUCAGUUAGACAGCCUUGAGUGGACUAUGGCAGACACAAAGAGUCCUGAAUCAAAUGGUGGUCUUGUUGCAUUUCCAUAUUUGAUCUUGGCGAGUGCGAUGAUAGUUGGAGCUGUUACAGCCCAAGCCAAUUCCAUGACAGAUUGUUUCCUUUGUGUGCUGAACUGGGUGGUCCUCCCCCUCUACAUCUUUCAGACUGUUCUCUCUUACAUUGCAUUGGGGGUAGUUGCAAUUGGUGCUUCCCUGAAUGCAGAUUUCUGUGGAGGGCAAACAAGAUCACCGGACCAAGUAAUGUUGGAUACCAUGUUCCGGUUAGGAUUCAAGGAAGAUGGUCUUCUGUUCCAGAUUGUUCGUUACUAUGCCUAUCAGUGCACUGAACGUGCUGAAGUUGACCCAUUCCUUUUUCUCCGCAAGUUUGAUAGUUCAAUUGCACAAGGUCGUGAAGCUAUCCAGAAUCUCACAGAGAGCAUGGAUGAGGCUGCACUGCAACAAUUAUCCUUGGCAUGCAAUCGUGAUUUCCAUCCUUUGCAAAAAAGUCUCGGACAGACGGUUGGUCUGUUGGAUGCCCUGCUCAAGGCUGCAGAUCGUGCCCUCAAUCUUCUUCGUUGUGAGACACUGGUUCCUUUCUACACUGACAUUGUUUAUGAUGGAACUUGUACCUACAGUAUCACUGGAUUUGCAUGGCUAUUUGCAUGUUUGUUGAUUGUUUCAGUGAUGGGGAUGAUGAUGAUUAUGUUUCGGGCUUCAUAUCAAAACACAAUCUAUGGAAACACUCCUGGAACAAUGAAGAGUGUCGGAGACAAUGAUGAUUCCACAGCCAGUGGAACAGUGAACUCCAGCCAUCCUGAUGAGGUAGAUCCUCUCACCAGUGCUACUGCUGAGACUGGUGCUGACGAUACAUGCGCUGAUGAGGCGCAGCAACAGGAGGGCACAGUGAGCUCAAGCCAACCUGAUACCACAGAUCCAAUUGCCAUCGCCAGCGCUGAUGCUGAAGGAGAAGCAACCACGGCUGACGAUGCUGCCAAUGCUGAUGAUGCGCAGCAACAGGAGGGAACCAUGGACUCAAGCCAACCUGAUGCUGUGGAACCUCCUAGCGGUGCCAGUACUGGUGCUGAAGGAGAAGCGACCACGUCUGCCGAUGCUGCCGAUGCUGAUGAUGUACAGCAACAGGAGGGAACCGUGGACUCAAGCCAGCAUGAUUCUGUGGAACCUCCUAGCGGCGCCAGUACUGGUGCUGGAGGAGAAGCAACCAAGGCCGACGAUGCUGCCAUUGUUGACGAUGCGCAGCAACAGGAGGGAACAGUGGACUCAAGCCAACCUGAUGAUGUGGAACCUCCUAGCGGAGCCAGUCCUGUUGCUGAAGGAGAAGCAACCAAGACCGAUGAUGUUGCCGACGCUGCUGCCAGUACUGAUGAGGAGAAGCUGCGGGAGGGUGAUCUUGAUUCCACAACCACAGACCAACCUGAUGUUGACACCGAAGGCAAACCAAAAGAGGAAACAUCAUUGUUCGGCUGGUAG
Molecule: messenger RNA, 2400 nt
Organism: Seminavis robusta
Lineage: Eukaryota; Bacillariophyta; Bacillariophyceae; Naviculales; Naviculaceae
Source: the annotation of a GenBank genome assembly